AUGUCUGAUAAGCCCAUCGUCUUGGUAACUGGCGCCAAUGGCUACAUCGCCGGCAGUGUCGUGGAAGCUUUCCUCAAAGCAGGAUAUGCUGUUCGAGGCACUGUCCGAUCCAAGGCCUCCGGAGAUUCUCUUGUAAAGGCUCUUUCGUCAUAUGGAAGCGACCUCGAGAUUGUCGAAGUACCGGACAUUGUUGCUCCUGGAGCUUUCGAUGCCGCUGUGAAGGGCGUACAUGCAAUCCUGCAUCUAGCUGCCGCAGUUAGUCUGAGCUUCACAGACCCUGAUCCAGUUCUUGAAGUUUCCAUCAAAGGCACUCAGGGCGUCCUGGAGUCUGCCCUCACUGAGCCGUCAAUCAAGUCAGUUGUCUUGAUGUCGUCUAUUGCUGCCAUAAGCGGUUCUGGCAACCCACCUUCAAACCGAGUCACGGAAGCCGACUGGAAUGUCGCUGCUUUGGAUGCCGUCAAGAAACUCGGCAAAGAGUCGCCCGGUCCAUUGAUCUACGUUGCGAGCAAAGUAGCUAGCGAACGAGCCUUUUGGAAGUUUCGCGACGAAAAGAAGCCUUCUUUCACAAUGACUGCUCUCAACCCUACUUUCGUCAUGGGACCACAGCCAGCCCUCGACUCCAUCUCCAAGAUUGGUGGCACGACUGCCUUCAUCUGGCAGGUACUCUCAGGCCAGGAUAUUCCCGAGCCGUUAGUCCCGAACCCUAGCUAUGUGGAUGUUCGCGAUGUUGCCCGAGUUGCAGUGUUCAGUGUCGACCAUGCUGAGAAGGCGAACGGAGAGCGGUUCUUACUGACAGCCGGCAUGGUACCCCCUCAGGCUGCUGCGGAUGUUCUUCGCAGGGCAUAUCCUGAUAGACAGGAUAUUAUCAAGGUUGGAAAACCUGGCGAGGGAUACUAUCCCGGCUAUGCGUUUCCCAAGGAAAAGAUCCUUGACACUUCUAAGACUGUCAAGUUUACAGGGAAGGAGUUUUACCCGGUUGAAAAGUCAAUUGUCGACACAGCCAAGUCUUUGGAAAAGUUCUUGUAG
Molecule: messenger RNA, 1026 nt
Organism: Fusarium venenatum
Lineage: Eukaryota; Fungi; Ascomycota; Sordariomycetes; Hypocreales; Nectriaceae
Molecular function (GO): oxidoreductase activity, acting on the CH-OH group of donors, NAD or NADP as acceptor
Source: RefSeq, a predicted model, not a curated record